CACUUAUAUUUCAGAUCAGACCUCUGGACACACACACUGCUCUCUCUCUCUCCCUCUCUGCGGGCCGACCAUAAACUCUCAAAAUCUUCUGAAGGAACUCAACACUUCUUCAGGCGUCUGUUCUUAUUGGUUAGCUCGUCUCUUUCAGAUUUUAUUUACUUUGUUUUCGAGGCGUUUGACCUUGAAAGCUGUCUCGACUUGAAACCGAACAGAAAUACGCAAAAGUUUGACUUAAGAAGAACACUCAAACGUAUCACUCUUCUGGAAGUCAUCUGUACCCGAGUGAUCACCUACUGCGUGAGAACACCCUGCUGCUGGCUGCUGAGAAUCGCUGAAUCUGUGAGAGCUGUCUUGCUCAGCGGCACCUCAACGACAGCUGUUAAAGAAGAGGACAGCAGCACUUCACCAACUUUAAGGUUUUCUUCAGUCUGCUGCAGCUCUACUUUUUGAUCAGGUUUGUGCUUGUGCAUGUAAAAUAGAUACUGAAUAUAAAACUUUGGUUUUAAACUAUUUGCACUCUAAUCAGUAAGUCCCUAGAUGACUGUUUAUUUGCCCGAGGGAUUUUCUAUCUUUGCUGUGUUUAGUAUCAUUAUUAUUAACAAUGCACGGCUGCUCUGUGCAAUAUACUGCGUUAAAUAUGAUAUAAACAAAAAUAAUGUUAAUGUAAAAGUGGUGAAUUUAGAGUAGUUUAAGUAUGUUCAUUCAGGCAAUGUAGUGAAGAGCAAAUCUUUGUUUUAGUUUGUUAAAUUUAGACUCCAGUAAUCUUUUAUUAGUAAAGAAUUGCUUAUUCUUUCUCCAAAAAUCAACAUUUCAACCCAUUGUGUACAAGCUGGAAUUAUGCCUUUUUAAAGUUAAAAAUAGAGCUGUUUUUUUGGCCUCAUAAAAAGUGCUUUGUCCGGGACAUUUCCCUCUUAUAGGACAGUAACACUACAAGCAGAUAGUUACUCAUAAUAGAUCACCGUUAUCUUACGGCUAUUGCAAAGCAGAAAGAUCAGACUGAGGUAAAAUAAAAGUUUAAUCUUAUGAAUUGUCUCUUAGUUAUUAGGUUUUAGCCCAAUAAAGUCAGGAGUUAACUAUUGUUCACUCUUGGCUCUUUAAGAAAAAUGGUCCCAUUUUUGACUCGGGACACUCCAGAGUACUUUGUAAUAAAAUAAAAUAAAAUAAAAUAAAAUAAAAGAACUGAUAAAGUAACAACAGUAAAUGGAAAUACAUUUUGGUGAUAAAGCCUGGCUGUUUUAGAGCACUACAGGCAGUUCUUAGAUGCCGGGAACGGCACAACAUCUUAAACUGAAAACAGCACUCUGUGUUUCCUCUUUGGGUUAUACUAACCGAGCAGUUCCCAGAAAAGUUACGUUUGUUAUUGGCACUCUUGGGUUUGUAUAAGAGUUUCCAUGGAUCAGUUUAAAAUAGCAAAGUCAUAGGGUUCAAGAAACUACACUGACAUUAAGUUUACAUAAGGGAUACAAACUGGUGAGUGCCCUAUUUGUGCGUUGGUGAGUCAACGAAAUCUUGAUAAUAUAUAUGUGUCUGGGAAAGUCCUCCUCUCGAUAAUAUUUCAGCUCCUGUAAAAUAGGACUGGGUUUCAGAAAAGACUGUGCAACAGUGGGCUAGCUUAGCGACAGGGUGCCAACCAGCCAACAGGCUUUCCUUCAAGUAAGGUGGAUUGAAUGUUGAUUGAGUUUGACUGAUAAGAACUUAUCUAUUUUGACACAAAGUGAAUCUGAGAAACGUUACUCUGCUGGAAAAUCAUUAAACAUCAUAUGAUCACCAGAUCCCAGAUCACCAUGCCAAAGCUAACCUAGUCAGGCCAGAUUAUGUUCCAAGUCCCAGCUAGAAUGUAUUUUAAAUUAAUCAGACACUGCUACCUGUUGCACUACAGAGCCACUGACUGAACAAAGCUGUGCAGUUAGGACACACUGCUUUAGCAGGUCAUCUGUACAAUAAACUUAUGAUUAUGACACUGGGUUAUGUUGAGAUUAGAUUCCUGGUUUCUUAUCAAGUCAUUUCAAGACAAGUUUUGCAGUGAAAGCCAAAGAUAUCAGCCUGUGGGUAUCAUUCACAGGCAAGAAGAGAUCAGUUAUUGCUGUGUCACAUGAUAAACUGAAGGUGCCUAGAGUUUAUCAGAGGUAAAACCAACGCAUUCUUAUUUGAGGAAAAAUAUAUUUCCUGCAGACUUUACACGGCGUCAUUCCCAGCUUAUAAAUCAGGAACAUGUUAGGAAACCUACUUUUGGUCUACAAGGCCUUGUCCACAGGUCUUAGAUUUCUGUUCAGUCACAAUACCUUCAAUCUAGCAGAAAUGUGUCUGUUUUACCCUGUUCUGGUGGUAUACCCUUUAAAUGUAGCCAUGUUGAAGGAUGUAGUGUCUCUUAGUUUUGAUUGAGGGGCCCCAUGCGGCAUGAAUGCACACCCUCUGUUUGGCUCAUCUAUCCACCACAACAUCAUCUGCACAAGUCAUUUCUCCUGGUGUGUCAUCUGUGUGUCAUCAAACAAGAUGCACAGGGAUACAGCAGUCACACACGACUGAGUAAUAUAAUGAGAGAUAUUCCAGAAGCAGUAAUAAAGAGCACAAGAUCUGUAAACCAUAUGAAUAAUGCUCCAUCACCUCUCAGUACUGUUGAUUUAACUUAGAAUCAACAUACUGUACUUUGUUAAGACUUUCACAGUUGCUAUCUCAUAUGCCAAAGGCCAUUGCAGAAAAACACGGUACCAUAACUAAGAACACAAAGAUGUGCCAAAAAGUGGCACCAAGAAGAUAUUGUGCUGCUAUAGGAGUGCCUUUAUUGUGACUUCAUGUGUUGAUGGAGUCAAAUCAAUUUUCUAUCUUCAAAAGGCACCAUCUGUUUAUGGUUCAACUGCUUAAAAAUAUCACCACUGGAAUAAAGUAUACCAGCACUAGUGGGAUGACUGCAACUCUUUCUCUCUCAUUCUCCUUCUCUUUCUUUUCUCUCUCUAUUGUCUACAAGCUGUUUGCACUGUGGGUUGUUAACUUAAGUAACAGAUUUAAACAGAUUUUUGAAAGUUUGAAAAACAGGUUAUACUUGUCUCAACUUAUGUCAGGGAGCAUGGAGUCUUUAUUUGUAGGAAAAAUAACAACCAAUCAACAAGUGUUUUCUGUAUUGUUGACAUUGAAGAGAUUAGAGUCAGUGAAUAAUAUUAGCUUUCUACAAAACUAACUUAAUAUUAAAGUUUGUCAAUUUCUGUCCAAAAUUUCUAUGAUGUUGUUCUUCUGAUUUUCUCCAUUUUCAGUUUAUUGACACUGUUACCCAUAAUGCAGUUAUUAUCAAAUCUAAGUUCACACUUAUUUAUGUUAACCAUCUCUGGGAGGAGAGAGAGCGAGAGAGAGAGAGAGAGAGAGAGAGAGAGAGAGAGAGUAGGUGUGUGUGCUGUGUGUGUGUAUUUGGGUGCCUGUAAUCACGGCAGGAUGGAGAACAAUACUGAAAGCUUGAUAAUGCUCUCUCACACACACACACACAAAGACACACACAUCCACGUAAAGGUCAGGCAUGAGUCUAUACAAGGAAGUAAUAUUGUUAUUAAUGAUGGGAGCACUUGUGAAAGACAUAAAUACACACACACAUACACACACAGAGACUUUUUAAAGCAGCUGAGUUUUGUAAAAACAGGAAGGGAGGAACGUCUUAGCAAGAAAAAGUAACUGAUGAAAGAUCAGAGAGACUUGUAUUUAUCUGAAACUGUUUUAUUCACUCAAAAUGUGGUUUUAUGAUCUCUUUUUUCCUAAAGGCAGAUUUUAUCUUUUUGGUCCAGAAUCUGAAGCUUUGAAGAACGAAUCACCAAUAUCAGCCUUUCAACACUGAGAGCUAUUGUAAAAAAACGGAAAAGAGACUUCUUUUGAUCUCAGAGUAUUUUUUAUAUUAGGUUACAUGAAAACAGAAUCAUUAAAAAGUUAGAGUGAAAAAUAUGAAAAAUCAACACUUCUUGUGCUGUUUGGUUAGGAUGGCUACAUUUAAUAUGAAUCAAAUAUUACAAAAUUUAUGAUUUUUUGCAGAUGAAUAAAGUAUUUUGGCAGCACAUAAUAUCUUAACAUUAAAUCAACUCAUAAUAUCACACCAAAAUUAGGACUUUUGGGUCUUUUGGGAUUUUAAGGAUUCUUUGUCAUUGUUAAACCAGAGCAGGUGGUCUUGGUUUCAUGCAUUCGCCUGCCAAUGAAGCUGCAGUCUUAAAUGAUCCCUGAGAGAAAAAGAAAUGGAGUGAAAUGUGUCCUGUAUGUGUCACAUGAUUAGCCACUAAAGCUAACACUGAUGACAAAGAUCUAAUCAUGUAAACAUAAAAUGCUUUAAAUAUGCACGUUAUUACAUAGAGGAAAUAAAAACAGAACAAAUGACCUCAGCCCUGCCAAAAGAGAAGCUUGAAAUCCUCACCAAUUAUCAAUACUGAAUGCCAUGAAAAGAGUGAUGGGUUGUCUCAGUUUUGGGCCCUUUCUAUUUAGCAACUAACGUCAAGAUUAAAAUCAUUUAAGAUUAAAAAACAACAACAACAACCAAGGUCUUGUUGAAACUUAAAACAAUUUAUGUGUCAUCUAAACCAUAUUAACAUAUGAAGAGGGACAGAUGUGAAACCUUGUGGCUUGUAUAGACACUAUAUUACUUAGACAUAUUUGUCAGGUGACUAUGGGAAUUACACAUGAUAAGAAAUAAGUGAAAUCAGUGCAGUAAUUUGCCGUAGCUCUCACCAUUUAUCCAUUCAUUCAUUACUUUUUUUUAAUGUAAUUUUUGCAGCAUAAUUAAUGACAGUUUAUAAAAAAGUAAAAAUCUUUGCUAGAACAGCCUGUAGUUCCUCACAAAACACAUCAAAUGAUGCUUUUGGAAAAGGAGGUAACUCACCCUACAGCCAUAACAACCUCCACUCCAGAGACACAGCCAACACCAGUGACAACUGAACAUUUUUUACUCUAAAAAGCUAACUCCUGCAGCUGAAAAUUGCUGCAGGUUGCACCUUUAUAAGUGUAUGAAACGCAUUUCUAACAGUUAAAGAGAUACUGAGCUGAAGUUUAAAUCAUCUACUUCAGGCAGCUUUAAAAAACAUCUGUUUACAUUUGAUAUCCACACAAGAACAACCAAAAUGUAAGAGUAAAACAAAAAGUUAGCAGCAUUUGUUGAAAAAUGUCCUCUUUCAACACAAACAGAAAUUAUCAUGUGAGAUUGAAUUUGUUAGUUAGUUAAUUGGUUAAUUUGUUAGUCUGUCCUGAUCUCCUAGGAAGUUGCCAGCUGCGAUGUACCGACUCAUUAGUACUAACUUUUUCUCAGAACAGACUCUUAUCUAACACCAGUCAUGUUUCUGGGAAUGUAAAGCUGCAAAAAUAGUCUUUGUACUAUUUUACUUUAAUUAUAAUUUUAAAUCAGAAUUGCCUGUGGCAUAUAGGACAUACCAAUAGUGAGACUAACUGUGUGUGUGUGUGUGUGUGUGUGUGUGUGUGUGUGUGUGUGUGUGUGUGUUUACAGUUGUCUACUAAGUUUCCUUCCCCAGAGACGGACAGAACUGACUGUGGGAACCGAGAGAGAGGCUAAACUAAGGCAUGGGCAUAUAGACAUUUUUAUUAAUGGGGUCAUGUCGGGUGGAGAGGAGGUCACAGAGUCAAGAUAAUACAAGAACACACACACAAACACAAACACACAAACACACUUGCCAUCUACCAUCACAGGAACCAAGCUGCUUUAGGAAAAUCCAGUUCAGCUGUGGUCUUCAGCAAGUUUCCACUGAUUAAUCCAAAACUUCAAACCAAUUUCUGGUAAACUGGCAAAACCAAAAAUAAUAUCUCUUCAAAGAAUCUUUUGUGAAUUGAUUCUUUGGAAAACACACUGUUGGUGGACCUUUUUUUUUUAAAGUUAUUAUCAGGGACAUGUUUGCCUUUUUAUGAUGGUACAGCUGAAGUGAGGCAGGGAAGGCAUGCAGCUGGAGGCAGAAUCAAACCCGAGGCUGAGAGGAACCACAAAGUUUCUGACUUUAGCCAAAACACAUGUGACAGGAACCUCAAUAGAUGAGAUAAAACAACAUGUUUAUUCUUAGAAAAUCCCUUCUUUUUUUUUUUGCCCAUGCAGAACUUGACCCGGUUUCAAACUACGAAUCAGUAUUUUCCCCUAACGCUCUCUGCUACCUCUCUUGUUGCACACAGGUUAGAAGUUUUUGAUCUUGGUUGUUUUGUGCUGAAAAGUGCACAUUAAAGUUACUUUGCAGAUAUACUCAGUAGUCACAAUGUGGAAAAAACAUACAGCAUAAUAUUGGGUUCUUUUUUUGUUUGGGACAAAGAUCAGUGGUAUCAUGGUGUUUAUAAAUCCCGUCGAGAAGCACAAGAACCUUGAAGCCUUGUAGCACCAAACAUUUUAGUCACUACUUCAUUUUUCUUUCACGUCAUGUUCUGUACAUCUUCAAUACGUGCAGCUGAACAUGAAUAUUGGUUAAGAAGAUGUAAAAUACACCUCUGCUGAUAUUCAGUCCAACAAAUGUUUAGUUUAGUUCUGUAACACCCUCACAGGCGCUGGUUGGCAAUGAAGAGGUUUUCACAGUAUUUCAUUGACCAUUGAUUAUUGAUUUGAUUUUAUUGUUGAUGAAAAGCAUUCUGGGAACUGUGGGACAUAACCCAAGGCAGGAAGAUAUUGGUCAAAAAAUAGAUGCACCAAAAGCACAAGCUUAAACUCCUCAGUUGAUUUCCACUGCACUGAGUUUAGGCUUGAAACAAAAAGAAACCCCUCUUAUGUGCCACUUCUGCACAGAUCUUUUGUUGGUUUAAAUGAACCUGGUCUCUGGUCUCCUCUCUAUUUUUAGGUGAAUCUUUUACCUGCUGGUCCAUUGCCUAGAGACAGAUUUUGGGUGAGCUGAACAUCAGUGCUGAGCGUGUGAUCAGUCAUGGCAGACUGGAGCUUACUGGGAAACUUCCUGGAGGAAGUGCAAGAGCACUCUACCUCGGUCGGCAAGGUAGUGUUUCACAAACUCACACAGACAAACACACUCAUAGACAACUGCACACACACACACACACACACACACACACACACACACACACACACACACACACACACACACACACACACACACUGUAUGCCAGCCAGCAGGGCACCAGUCUGACUUCCUAUCCAUGCUGGAAAAAGAGAUAAACAGACAUUUCAUAUGCACCCAAAAUAAAAUACUUAGUUAUUUCCUAAUCUCCUGUUUAUAUAGUUUUCUAGUGUCUGUCUUGUAAUGAGAAGACAGAAAGUUUAUGUCAGAAUAAGUUGUUUAUAUUUAACGAAAAUAUAAUGAUGUAAUCUACAAGACUUUAAAGGCACAGUUUGCAAUUUCUGAGUCUCCCAGUCAAUAAAUAACAAGAGUCCUUUGAUGCCAUGAGGUAGCGUGAGAUCUUAGGAAAUGUUUUUUUUUUCCAUUUCAAACGUACAAUAUCCCUGAUAGAAAAACCCAUGCAAUGUGAAAAAUUCAGGUCAGGUCACUGUAUGAAGUUUUCUCUUGUUAAAAAUAUGAAAUUGUUUUGAUUAAUUUUACACAUGACGUACAUUUAAUAACCUAAAAUAAUAUCUGCUCUCUGGUUUUAUAGGCAAGCAUUUAUAACCAUAUUUAUUUUUAAAAGGAGAAGAUUAUACAGCUGUGCAGACCUCAAAAAACCUUGAACAAAGUAAAUCUUUACAUGUUAUUGUUUCUGUGGUUUCAUGUCUGUCUCGUUUGUUCCUUAUUUUCUGCUCCACAGGUGUGGUUGACCAUCCUGUUUAUCUUCCGUAUCCUGGUGCUGGGGACUGCUGCUGAGUCGUCAUGGGGAGAUGAACAGGAAGAUUUCGACUGUGACACUGAACAACCAGGCUGUGAGAACGUCUGUUAUGACCGAGCCUUUCCUAUAGCGCACAUACGAUACUGGGUAAUGUGAUCAACCUGAUGUCAUGUGGGGUAAUAGCUGUGGGGUAAUCCUGAGAAACCUUAAUUUGCUUGUUAUUCUAACUGAUUACGGAGGUCCUACUGGUUGUUCUGAGUGUCUACUACCUGGCUGUUGUGAAUACUUAAUUUUGGGUAGCAAAACCUGAUCCCACAUGUCAAAUCAAACGUUUCCCUGUAAAAUAAUUCUGGUAUUUUUCACCUUGGCAUGUUGACAUUGCAGCAAUAGAGUAACCAAAUUAGUUUUGAUAUUACCUAUAACUUACAUUGAAAGUGAAAAACUCAAAUUAUUAUGAUACUGGCUGAAAGUAAGGAAAAUAAAGGGAAAAGUAGCACAGAAACAGGGAGGACGAGAUAGAAACACAAUCAGAACUUGUGAUGAAAAGAUGUCAACUAACUUGAAUAGGGCUGAAACAAACACAACACAGAAAACGGUAUGAGUUUUGGCAUUGUUAAAAGACUGGACGGUUGAAAAGAAAAUGUCAGAGUUCAGGAGUUCUGGCACAACUUCACCAACAUCCAAUGUGCUUGGAGAAAAAAGGUCUUGAAGAGAUCAAAAGAUCAAAAGAACCCUUUUAGUUCAGGAAACAACUUUAUUAGACCGACUCGUUCCAGCUUGUGGCCUUCAUCAGGGUCAUCAAAAAUGCAUUACAAAUGACCCUUAAAAAGAUUUGAAAUUUAAAGAAAAUUUCAAAGAGUCAAACAAUUACAAGAUUUGAUCAGUCAUGUGCAGUUACAUCUGAGUCAGCCAGUGGAAAAUGUCAACAGCACUCAGGCCCCUAUUUAUGUCCGAUUAGGCCUCCCUACCACACCAAAACGAGAGUUUGGAACACUCAAACCCGAUAAAUCUGAAUCCAAAAAAACAAGUGGAGAAAUAAAAAUAUAUCCGUAUAAGUGGAUUAGUGUGGUUGAACUUUUACGGAUCGAUGACGUCAAACCACAGCUGGCGCAUGCGAAUUAAAAAGAAAAACAACAACGAUGGCGGACAUACAGGGUAUUCUUUACGUUUGUUUUGCCCUUUUGGGGCUAAUUUCAGCCUCGCAAGUGAACCUUGUUUUAUACAAUUACAUCCACCAGUCAGCCAGCUCACAGACGUGUCUGCUUUGUUAUAGCCGCCACACUGUCACAUGGGGACCCGACGCACUAGCGUAGCUUCCGUAAACAAUGCAUGACACAUCACGCUAUUACGAUUCAUCGGCCAAUCAGGUAGCUUUGUUCCUGAAUUUUUUUUAAGCGGCACCAGAUAGGAUUGAGUUUGAAGGCUAUGUGUAGACGCAGAUAUUUUUGAGAACUAACACGUGUGGACAGAUACAUGUAUUUAGACGGGAGUACAAAAAUAUCCUGAUAAAUAAAUAUCUAUAUACGUGUAGUCCAGGCCUCAGUCAAGUACAUUUUAUGGAGGCUUGAAAGCAGCAGGAAGAAAUUUUAUCCUUGAAUUAAAUUAAAUCUUUCUGCCUUUCCCUCUGCUACCAAGUAUCACUCUGCAAAGCCCCUCCUAUCAAUACAACUAUAGUGUGCACAAGCAUUUUGCUGAGAUUUUACUUUGGAGUCAAGAUUAUAACUGCUACAAAAGCAUAACAAUAGUAUCCAGGUUGACAUAGCUAGCUAAGCAGUAGCCCUAUUAUGGGGUAUCAGUUUGCAUGGCUAAGUGUCAUACAGGGCAACAAAGUUAUAAAUGCUUUAGAAGCCUUCUAACUCAUGGAUAUAAAGAUGGUAUUUAAUUCAAAACUUUCUUGCUAAGAAAGUUUGUAUAAAAAAGUGCUAGAGUUAUCACGUGGAUGGUCUUCUACAUUAAAGCCUAGCGCUUACAUUUGCUGUUUCCUGUCCUGUAGUCAUAGGACAAGCUGCACACAGCUCUGUAGUCCCAAAAACUUCUGCAGGUGUCGCCAGUUAAAAACUUUACUCUGACUUGACCCUCUUCUUUUUUUUUGCUGACAAAAGUGACUAAGAAACUAGAUGAUGCUAGAUUGAUUGGCUAGUGAUGCGCGUGCUUUUACAUGUAUGCUAAUCCUGAUUGGUUGUUUGAUUUAGUCUUGAUGAGGUUAGGAUAUAGAACUUAAUUACAAACUUUCCCUGUGUCCUCCCAGGUGCUCCAGAUUGUGUUUGUGUCCACUCCCAGUCUGAUCUACAUGGGCCAUGCCAUGCACACUGUCCGCAGAGAGGAGAAGAGGAGGAGCAGAGAGGAAGAGUCAGGCGAAGGGGGCGGGAGAGAGGCAGACCCUGGCGGAGGAGAAGGAGGAGGAGGAGAAGAGAAACAGGGGAGGAAAGGAGAGAGGGAUGAUGAAAAGGAAAAAAGAGAAGGUCCAUCUGCAGGUCGUAUCCGUCUGAGGGGCGCGCUUCUACAGACCUACAUACUGAGCAUACUGAUACGAAGCAUCAUGGAGGUACAUGUACCUUUAGCUGGGAGCUUUUAAGCUUCUCUUAACUCCAUGUUUUUGGUUUUGCAUGGUUUGAUUCAGCUGAGGUGCACUUUUCCAUGAGCAGCAAACAGAUGUUUUAAACAUGUAAGCCUUCAAAAGACCACCACCUGAUAAAGGUCUGUAGCUUAUGGAAAAUAAUGGUACAUCUGGCAACAAAUCUGGAUUCCUGAACAGCAACAAACAGAUUCAGAUUCAGACAACGUUAUUAAUCCCCGGUCAAAGAACAGACAAAUGCCAGACAUUCACAGUAUGGCCCAAACAUUACCCUGUCAGCAAUAAUUAAAUAUAUUGAUAAUAAAUACAUGUGCGAAACGUUCAACAGUGAAAUGACUAAAAUGCCAUAAGAAAUAAUGCCAUAAAAGAAGUAAAAUAAGAACUUAAAUCAUCCUGAGACCCCAAUUUCAACACAGGCCACCAAUCAGCUACUUCCCAGCAUUGCUGAGGGGAUAAAUGAGUUGGAGUACCUAUUUGUUUUCCUUGGGGGAGCAUAGAAGCGCCGCCCAGAGGGCAUAAGAGAAAAGUCGAGGAAGAGAAUGGCCCUCAUUUAUCAAUCUUGUGCAGAUCUGAGCGCAGGAUUCAUCCUACGAUAGGACACACGUGAGAUUUAUGACAGGGUUCGUAUCUGACCAACCCUAGCGCACGUUUGAUUGGGUCUUGAUAAAUGCAGCGGCUGAAAUCGAUCGUCAUUAACAUGUUUACGCCCUUAAAUAUCUGGGUUCAGAAGCCUCGCCCACUAAGGCCAAACAUGAAAGAGGAGAAAUAUUAGAAAGAUGCGAAACUUUUCCGAGCUGAAAGUGGAUAUCCUCACAUCUGUGGUGGAAACUAACAGGGAUUUUCUCUUUGGAAGCAUCAAAACUGGAAUAAAAGCAGUCCAGACAGUGGCUGAAGUUUGAAUAAAUCAUUAGUCAAUAAGUUGCUCGUGAUGAUAAUAUCUCAUACAUGCCUCAUAUUUUUUAUUGCCAUGAUAUGGGGUACGUUGCUCCUAUUAUUGAAAGUCUUUAGUUUUAAUUUGUUGCUUCUUUGUAAUGUAGAGCAGACUGAAGAGUCUGACAGAGGCUGAACAAAAAUAAUUAUUAACGUCACCAAACGGUGUGUUGCUGCCUCUGAGGCACAUUUUUAUGGAUUUCUAUUGGAUUUUUUAUCACUGAUUAAAUAGCAAGAGCACUUUCUAAACUUAUAUUUUACAUAUCAGAAUCCAUCAGGUCCUCUCGUUGCACCGGCACAACCAACGGCACUAUAUUCGCCAGAGCAACAUUGUGUAAAACUGAACUGGCUCAAAUGAUGUCCCACACUCUUUCAGGAGUGUUCAACAACGUCCCCACUGCUGGACCAAGACAAAGACACCUGCCUUGUAGAAGCCAAAUGCAGCGCUCCACAGUAGCGCGUGUACGUGUGUGCGUAAUGUUGAAAUGGCGCUCCUGCUCUGUGGCAGUGUUUCUGGGCAGAGUUAUCAAAUAGGCCUAUUCACUAAGGACAUAACAAAUUUAUUUUAUUUACGUCUUAAUCUUUAAUGAAAUCUGGCUGAUUGUGCUUAAUGACAGGUUUGAGGUUUGUAUAUCAAUGAUUUUGAGACAGACAUUUGCUGCACUGCAGAUCCACACUGACUCAAACUUGUGUUCAUGAUGUCAGACCUGUCAUGAGAUUUGGUCAUAGUUUACGGUCACGUUUAGAUUGAUAAAUGACGAUCCUCACGUCAAAAUUGUCGUACGCAAGGUGUACGCAAGUUUUCUGCCGUACACAAGCUUGAUAAAUGAGGGCCAAUGUGUCUGGGCUGGUCCAUAAUUCCCCUGGCUUUCUGGACCACUUGUUUCUCACAGAGAGAGCUCAGGUCCAUCAGCUGUACUCCAGUAAUUUUGACUUAAUUACUAUCUGGUUCAGGCUAUCUCUGUCCUUUACUGAUAAUCCAUGAAACCAUCAGAUAAAAGAGAAUGUUAAAAGACUUUCAAUUAAAGAAUGAUGAAAACAAGAUAGGAUGCCCUCAGAAACACUAGAAGAUCUCAGUUUCCGCAACAAGGGAAUCCUUUGUUGACCUCGUUUAACUAUUGCCUCUGUGCUCUGAACGAACUUUAGGCCAGAGUCAAACAUCGUUCCAAGAUACUUGUAAGAAUCAACAGUCUGUACUUCUUCACCAUGGAUGAUGCUAGCCUCAAGUGAAGGCCCCCGGUCAGUCCGUCCAAAGGUGAUGAUUGUUUCCUUUGUCUUUUGGACAUUGAGAUCAAGGAAGCCGUCAUCACACCGUUCAACAAACAUUGAUAAAGCAUCCCCAUAGCCUGACUCCAAGCCUUGGAGAAGAGACAGCAGAGCUGUAUCAUCUAAGAACUUGACCAGAAAGCUGCUCUCAACCAUAUCCCCCGAAAAAAUGUGACUGGUGUCCAAAACAGCAUGUUUUCACCAAUGAAGAGUGCAAGCAAGUUCAUAUUUGGGCUCAUAAAAAGCACAAAAUGUCAUUACGUAAAUGUGUUAUCUAAAGUAAGUGACUGCAUUUUUUGUUUCGACAUGGGACAUUAACAGUGUGUCUCAAGUUGUUUGUACCCAUUAAUUAGGGUGACCAUUUUCUGAGGACAAGACUAUACGGGGGUGGAGUCACAGAGUCGCGCAUAGUUAAUUUUAAUAGGUUUUUGGGUUAGGUUGAGUGUUUUUUUAUGUGCCUCUAACUCAGUAAGUCAACAUGACACAAACUUAAAACCCCCCAGACAAAGUCGGACAAAAUGGACAGCCCCCCAAAAAGAGGAAAUGUCCGGGUAAAAGAGGACAUAUGGUCACCCUACAUUAAUCCACCCUUACCUCCUUAUAAUGCCAACUUUGCUCUUAACACUAAACACCGUAUGACUCCAGUUUUAGCUCUGUCAUAUUAACUGUGAAUAAACAAUUUCCCCACAAGAGGAUGUGAUAAGCUGCUAGCAUUUGGUAAAUUAUACAGUCUCAUUUUAGUACAAAGCCAGAUGUUUCCCCCUGGAGUUUCUGGAAACCAAAACAGAGCUUUAAAGUAGGAUGGAAAUUGGAUUUAGGUCAACCAGAGUGCUAGAUUCAUGACUUUGAAUGAGUGAUAUUGUGUCUUUAUGUUUACUGGAUAAAUGAAUAAUCCGCUUUUUGAUGAAUGCUUAUAAGUUUGCAUCUGGGCCACAUUUAAUGUAUUUAGUUUUUGUGUUACUUCCUUUUGAGCCAGUCAUUGACCUCUCUUUAGGAAUUACAUAAUCGAAUUUCACUUAAUAAAAGGGAUGUAUGCUUUUGAGAUACUGUUGACACAGUCUAAUGUAAUACAUUGUGCCAAUAUUGUAUAUUGUAACAAGACUUGAUUAAAAGUGGGGGGGGGGAAAGAAAACAGACAGUGUAGUAGUAGAGCUGCUACUCAUCCCAACAUUACUGAAUAAGCCUUAAGGUUAUUCAACAAGCAGACUGUAUGUGGUGGACUCAGAGUCAGUGUUAGUGGGUGCCCCGGGUCUGGUUGAUGUGGACAGCUGCAGCCUAGAACAAAACACUGAGGCUCUGCUCUUAAUGCACCGCAGCCACUUGCUGUAGGCAGUGUUUCAAAAAGUUUGCAUUUGGGGUCGAAGGGGUCAGUAUUUAUGCUCUGUCUGUCUCUGCUGAUUCUUGCUGGUCUUGUGAUAGAUAAGCUCCUGAUAUAGGCUGAUGAUUUUAGUGUGGCUCAUUAUUGUACCCUCUUGGUAAUUCUAUAGCUGGCUGGUGCAAGACGGAGCUAGAGGAAGACGUAGUAAAGGAGGAAAAAGAGAACCUGGGUUGUCAUUGGGUAUUUCCAUGUUGUUUAAUUGCUCAGUUAGUGUUUUUAAGUGCAGUUUUUUGUUAAUUGUACAAGAGUGUCUCUAUUUGGUACAGCUUUGUAUUUAAAUUCCUCAAGCCAUGGGCAAACGUUUUUCCUUUUUUUUUUCUUUUUUUCUUUUGCCCUUAGAUGAUAUACAAAAAGGGACUCUGACCUAAGUGUGGGGUGUGUGUACCAGCAUUUCAAAGCAUCAAGUUUGGCGCAGUCAUUACUAUGCUUUAUGGUAUCAAAGAUGACAAGGGAGACACACACUACUGCCAUGUCUAAUUGGGAUAUCACCAUGGAGGCUCAUUUAGACCAAUAACACUAAAAGAUGACAUUUUAGGACUUCUAUGUUGCCUUGUACCCUGUGGUGACAAUUUGUGUUUUCUGUCACAUUUACUUCUUUUUGCCUCCAGCCAAUACUGUCGCAUCAUCAUGACGCUGACCCUGAAGGGGUCUGCACUGCUUUACCAUCAAUCCUUGCAAACAAAAUUUACAAACUAACAUUGUGUUGUAUUUCAGGACAUUUGAAACUAGUGGUUUAGAAAAUACAUUAAUUGACAGAGUCUUAAACCAAAGAAAAGGGUGUUUUUAUAUAUAUAUAUAUACUUGUGUUGCAUUGAUGUGGCUCUUUUUGCAAACAAUGGAGUUGCUCCCCUGCUGACAAUGAAUGAUAAUAAUGCAGGAUUAAGGCACUCCUGCUGUAAUAUGUAUUUGGUAUACUGCUUUAUCGUUUUGAUUAUUGUAGAUAUUUUUAGCAUACUGAAAGUGCUAGCUCAGCUUUAAAUCCAACCACAGGAGAAGAGUUAGGGCUGUAGGGGAAUUUACGCCCUCUGGCAAGGUACAACAUUCACCUGUCAGUCAGCCUUUCAUGGCAAAUUUAUGCAUAACUCACAGACUUCAUCCAAACAUAUGAGCUUAAAAAAAUUCGCCUCCAUUCAAUAUGUAUAAUAAAAUGAACUUUUUUUCAUUUGGCAAAUAACCAUGUAUAUUAUAUCAUGGAGAUCUUGGUUUUCGCCUGUCUCUCAAACCGCUGCUUUUUGCUAUUUCCCAUUGGCUUCAUCUUUCAACUCCAGAGAUGCCUGCCUGAUUAUGGUACAUUAUGGUACAAGUCAAGGUGUAAAGGGAUUAAAGGGAUAUUCCAGUAUAAAAUUAAGUCAGGGUAAAACACACUUUUACACUGAGUUAGACACCCCCUGGAGAGAUGAAUGUUGCUGACUGCUUGCUUCUCUAGUUAUACCAACUUUAGUAAUGACCGCACAAUAGCAAUACACAGCAGUCUACGUCUCCACACGCAAACCUCAACCAAAACGCCACUCUAUAGCCACAAAUGAUGCUCAGAACAGCACCUAACUUCAUCAACAGUACAUAUAGAGUCCAAGCCACCGUAUUAGACAUCAAGCAUAUUUUUAACUUUGGCUAAUUUCUUUAGCAAAGAGACCAAAUACAAUUCACCUACUCUCCUCCAGCAGUUGCUUGUUUGUGGGGGAGCCUUGACAAGUCGAUCACUGAGUGCAACAGAUCAUUUCCUUGAAGUAAUAAUCAUCAUAUGAAUCAUUUUGCACCACAGACAUGGUAGUUCUUCUGCUUUAGCAUCUUGGUCUGAUUGCAUUUCCAUGAAGUAAUGAUCAUACAUGUUCUUCCUUGAGCUGUAAAACUCUGCAGCACUCUGUGAUCAACUUGUCCAAGCUCCCCCACAAACAAGCGGCUGCUGGAGGAGAGUGGGUGAGUUGUGUUUGGUCUCUUUGCUACAGAAACCAGGCAAUAGGUCCCAGCCAUAGUACUACUAGCCAUCAAACAUCUUUUUAGCUUUGGCUGGUGUUAAGAUGUGUUAGACCCCAACUUAUUUUUACGCCUGAAUAUCCCUUUAAUGAUCCCUGGGGGAAUCACCAGCUACCAAUCAGCAUUAAGUGCUCAGUACUGACCUUAAAUUAGCCCCAUUUUUGUUAUCUUAUAAUUAAUUUACUAAUAGAAAGAAGAUAUUCUACGCUAUUGUUGCUUUUGAUAUUAGUGUAUUACAUUUAUUUGGUUGUUCAUGCUAUUGUACUUUUUUGACUCUUUGACAUUUUAGUAAUUUAGAUUACUUUAACACAUAACUGACAAUUAUUAAUAACUAUGUGAGUAAUUCUUCAACCACCAUAUAAAACUGACUGUGAUUGGCUCUCCAUACAGGUGGUGUUUCUGUGUCUCCAGUACUUUCUGUAUGGGAUCUUCCUUAAUCCUCUGUAUGUCUGCAAGGUAAAAUCAGACAUUUAAAUCACUCUUAAACAUUGUGACAAUAAAAUAUGAUAUUGUGUUCUUAUCAACCAUAUUCUCCUCUUCCCUCUCAGGCCUGGCCGUGUCCCCAUACAGUCAACUGCUAUGUGUCCAGACCGACAGAGAAGAACGUCUUCAUUGUGUUCAUGUUGGCCGUGUCAGCCGUUUCCCUGGCCCUCAGUGUCCUUGAACUGCAUCACCUGGCAUGGAGGCACUGCUGCAGGUUGUCAAGUCUUUGUGUGUGUGAUUUUUCCAAACAUUUGUGGAGGAAGUUAGAGUUAAGAGCACCCCUGUGCCAUUAAAUACUGCAGAGGGCCUUGGAUGUAGACUUUAAGAUUUAAACUUGUGUUUUUUAAGUUCUUAGAAGUUUACAGACUGACAGUAGUUUCACGAACAAAAUAAAAUACAGUGGUAGGUCUAAUAACAAAGACGUUGUAUGAUUAAACAAAGUUUUAAGAUUUUCUAGUGCGCUACUACCAACAGUUUUUGAAGUCUUCAUGCACAUUGGAGAUACUAAAUUAUCAAAGCAGUAGGACCAUUAUCCACAAGUUAUGAAAUGUUCCAGCAUGUUAUAUGCUAGUGGCUGAAAGGGGCAUCUUUUGAAAAUAAGACCAUAAAAUCCUGAUUUUUUUCUGAGUGUGGCUGCCAGGCUUUUCUGUGAUCUGCUUUGGGUUUAGGAGGUUUCUUAAAAAAAUAAUGAAGAUCUUCUUAUAGACUAAAGAAGCAAUGAUAUAACAUUUUGAUAAAAAUCUGAAGCCAAAUUUGGCUCAGAAUACAAAUCAAAAAACCAUUUUCUGCCUUGAAAAGACAUAAGUUAAAUCAAAUUCUAGAACUUUUUACCAACUUAAGUAUUGUUUCUCCUCUAAAAAGUAAUCAAUUAUUGUCUGAAAGGGUAUGGGGAAGGGUUGGUGCAAUUAGUUGUCGUACUAAGCAUCUCAAUGGCCUAGUCAACUAAAAAAAAAGUCACAUCAAAUCCUGCAUGGACCCUAAGUGGCCUAUACAGCCCAUUUCUCAAAAGUCAAGGUCAAGGUUUCUAUAUCAGUACCUAAGAAGGAAAAAUAAAACAUUUUUCAGUAAUACAAAUUCAAAGUUUAAAGGACAUCCAGACAAAAUACAUUUAAACCAGCAAAGAGUGCUGAGAUAGACACUCACUUAAAAGUUAUCCUUACUUAGUUCAAGUGCAUAAUCUUUUGAUAGCAUUUGCUCAGUUGUGCUACAGCUGCAGGCAUUAAGUGUUACUGCAGCAUUUUGCUCCCAUGAGGAGCAACAAACCAAAAUCCAGAGUGAAUAAUCUCACUAUUUAAAGGAGGAGGACAUUAAUGGAAAACAAAGCUUGCCUUACGCUGUAUCUGUAAAGAUCAGAGAUCUGAUAGAUUGGCUGAGACUCCCUUGUUAGCUUUCACACCCACUUGAUGAUUUAGUAAAAAGCAUCUUUGUUUCUGAGAGACUAGUUAUUAAUGAUAGGAUAAGGAAAAAGAUGCAAUAAAAGCUCAAUGAGAUAAAAUAACAAGGUUGUCACGUUGAAAAUGAAACAGUCUUCUCAGUUAAAACACAUCGAUGAGCCUCCUACAAACCGGCAAAGGUCAGUCUGUAAUCUAUCACUGUCCCCAGAUUUUUGUAGCUUUCAUCACACUCAAGAGCUUGAUUUUUAAAAGCAUGAGUUCUUAAAUGAAUGACCACUUCCUUUGUCUUUGAUAACCUGAACUCUGAGGAAGAUUCACAGAUUUGUUUGGUGGAUUUGAAAAGACUGUUCAUUUUUACUCUUGGUUUCCUGGUUCUCCACAUAAAGGUUGUUUGUGUCUUUACAGAUGACCUCCCCUCACUGGCUACUGUACUUUGGCUCCAAAAUUUUUUGAUUUGGAGUGAAUGUACAAUAUAUUUCAAUUGUGAAGUUUGGAUGACCCCCAUAAAGCCUUAAUUUAUUCAGCUUGCAUUGAUUGGAAUUAAAUGAAAAGGGUCAACUGUGUGGGAAAUAAAUAAACCCUGAAGGUCGGAGACGUCUUUGUGUCGCUCCUUAAUUGCACGUAUCAUGAGAAAGCUAUUAUGUGGUUUGUGGUUGGGAGGGCCCUAGAUGAAGAAAGGAAGAGGUAUGAGCAGGAAACCAGAGGCAAAUCAGAGAAAUAAUAGCUGUUUUCAAGAGUCUGGGUAGAGUUCAUGGUAACCCAAUUCUGUCACUAAAAUGUCUCGCUCAAGGUGCAGUUACAAAUCUUGUGUUCCUAUCUUGUUUCAUGACUGUUCAUGGGUAUAAACUCUCAUUACAGGCGAUUCUUCCUCUCAGGAAAGGAUGUCACUUCUACUAAUCCCUCUCUGGCUAGGCAGCUCUCUAUAUCACCUCCACCACCAUCAACCCCACCACCUGACUUCAACCAGUGCGUUAUUGGCUCCUCACACUUCCUGUUCCCCAACCACCGUCUGGCCAACCAACAAAACUCUGAGAACAUGGCCACAGAGAAGCACAAAAUAGCCUCUGCUGUGGAAGACAUCAACCUCCUUCAGAUCAGCUGCUACUCCCCUGGAUGGCAAGAUACCAGCAAUGCUCAGAUCCAAGACGGCGGGUACAUGAGGACAGACACCAACCGCUUCAGCCCUGGGAGCAGGGAAAUUGGUUGCCCACAAAUCCAAAAUGGAGGCCCAGAUGGGCUGUUACUUUGCCCAAAUGUAGGGCUGUGUCAGAAAGACAAGAGGAGAUUUAGCAAAACCAGCGGGACAAGCAGUCGCACAAGAGCAGAUGAUCUCUCUGUGUAAGGAAAAAAAUACUGAUUCAACCAUCCACACACCUGAAAAUGUUUUUUUCUCCCAUUCUUUUAUUAUUAGAACUAUGAACAUAAUUCACAAAGACUGUGAUCAUGAACACUGACUUGAUUAGGAGACUUUUCGCCUCUCCAUUGGGAUGGAAAAAACAAAAGGCUCAAAGAUUGCACUAAACUCCUCACUGACAAGAAUCAGGGGUUCAUAUUGCAGUGUUACAGUCAAAUAUAGAGCAGUACAAUAACAUUCACCUGUUUAUUCAUAUAUGACAUGAUGAAAACUAAAACUAAUAAACUCUUUUAUAAGGGAUGGGCAGAUAGUUUUAAAGCUCCAAAGCUUGUUUUACUUGAAUAUAAUGAUGUCAAAGUUUUGGGAAUGCCACGUUAGAGCUUCAAACAUCAUCACAGCUACAUCUGCCCAGCUCUACUUUAAUUUCUUCAGAUUUUGUAGUCACCUUUUGAAUCUCAAUUUGAAAGAGAAAUCUGCCAUUCAUUUGCUGUAAGCGGACUGUUUUCAGGUUUGAGCUGAAAUCUUGUGUUUGAGUUUAGCAGUUUUUCUAGACUAGAUAACCAGCUUUGAUGGUGAUAGAUGUUUGCAGGUCAGCAUUUGCAUCCUAAAGCAAGUGUACUCUCCAAAGAUGACUCAUCACCAAUGUUUCCUCUUUUGUAGUUUUUUUUAUAUCCCUUAUAUCCCUUUUUUUUUAAAUCCUUUUAUGUCCCAGAAAAGUGGAGAGAUUAACAAUAAAUAAACAUUGCAGCUGUAGCGGCGAUUCUACUACGUUUAAGAUAUCAAAUUGCAUAUUGCUUUAAAUCAGCUGAAAUUAAAUCCUUCUUGUAGGAAAGUUUAUACAGGUGUAUUAAUGUAAAAGCACUAUAAUGCACUGUUUUAUCUUAGCCUCAGUGAAUAAACUGGUGUUCAGCAGUAAGUGAAUGACACUACACCCCCUCCCUCCUCUGCCUGGAUCAAGUCAUUUGGAAGUUGUUCGUUUCAUUCACCUGUCGUUCACUGACUGACUGACUGAAUCAUUUCCGUUCACAUACUGAAACAUGUCGUUCACUUACAAUUUUGGUCACAUAAUGAUACAUAUCGUUCAUUCGCUGUGAGUGAAUCAGGAGACUCCGCCCACCUGCUCGAUCACUGGCUGGCUGUGUGUCAUUCGCCAAAGAGUCAAAGGCGGCAGUUCCACUCCCAACCGGCAUGCCAGGCUCGCAGCUGAACUCAACUGAACUGAGAAAUGAACCAAUCGGGUCUUGGAGUGAUUCAGUUCACGUCAUUCAUUCACUCAGCAGUUCCGUACUUUUGAAUGAAAUGUUCAUAAAUGACACAACUCUACUUCUGGGAUAGUUUGGGAUCUGUGUAGGGUGACUGCUUGUAUUACAGAGACAUUACACCUUUUGUGCAAGCCGCUUAUAUACACAAGCUAAUGUUGUAGCACAAAAUGUUAAGCCUGUGAAAAUAUCAACACUGCUGGAAUCACGUUGAUGCCCAAAGCAACCUGUGGACUAAGUCUGAACUUGGUGAUUUACUUGCUGAAAAUGACUGUCAUUGAGCAGCUUUGACUACUUUAUUUAAUGUGAAGUGACGGGAACUACUGCUUGUUUUGUUUCAUUUAAGUAUUGUUGUUAUCAUUGCAGAAUGUUUGUUUGCCUUUAUUUGUCUGAUAUAUUUUUCACUUGUGUGAAAGCAAAGCACAAAUGUUGAUCACAUGUUCACAACACCUUGUUUUUAUAAUUUCAUGACCUUUUAAAAUCUCUUUGCUGAUAGAAUCCAGGUUUUGUGACAUCUAUGUAAGAUUUGAUGACCUCUGGCGAGGUUAUGCACUGUCAUGGGAUUUCACCUUUGUUUCACUUUCAUAUCUAGCACGUCAACACUACAAUCUUAGAUAGAAGCUCAUAAAUACUAUCGCAAUGGUAACAAGACAACUUUGCCACAUUUGAAAGGUGAUUUAUGGUGUCAGAUUUGAUUUACAGAUGUUAAAUAUUUCCUUGAUUGUAGUUUCACAUUUAUAGUUCCACUCUGAUACUAUGAAUGACGUAACAUGUUACAGAUAAAAAUCUAUGCAAACCUC
Molecule: messenger RNA, 21126 nt
Organism: Xyrichtys novacula (pearly razorfish)
Lineage: Eukaryota; Metazoa; Chordata; Actinopteri; Labriformes; Labridae
Source: the annotation of a GenBank genome assembly